AACGAUUCCGAGCCGAUGGGGGAGGAGACUUCUAUGAGCAGUUCUUCGCUCUAACUCAGGAGGGGACUGUGGCUGACUAUCGCGACAGAUUCGAGUACUUGGCUAGCCGAUUGGAUCAUAUAUCAGAAUCGGCACUGGAGGGAAACUUCAUGAAGGGGCUCAAACCAGAGAUACGAACAUCGGUUAGAGUAUUGGAGCCAAGGAAUCUCGGGAAGGCUAUGGAGCUGGCACAAUUGGUGGAAGAUCAAAAGAGAUCUGAAAGAGGAGCCCGAGGAAACUAUUCAGGAGGGUCACAUAGGAUGACUACCACAUUCUUGCCUUCAAAGGCGGCAGCACCGGUGAGUCAGAAAGAAUGGCCAAAGGAGAGAACUGGAGGAGGGGGAAAUGGGGGACAGUUCAAGAGGCUGACGGAGAAGGAGCUGCAGGAAAAGAGAGCAAAGGGGGUGAAAGGGGAGAUCUCUAACAAGGGGGUUGUGGUGUUGAUAGACAGUGGGGCAACUCACAAUUUCAUCUCCAACCAGAUUGUCAAGGCACUGGGGAUGGAGCUGAUGGACACGGGAGGGUACAGAGUAAUGAUGGGCACCAGGAAGGUGGAGUUGGGACGAGGAGUUUGUCGAGGAGUAGUUUUGAAGAUUCAGGGGAUUCGUGUACAGGAAGACUUCCUUUCCAUGGAAUUGGGCAGUACGGAUGUCAUCCUUGGGAUGAAAUGA
Molecule: messenger RNA, 710 nt
Organism: Dendrobium catenatum
Lineage: Eukaryota; Viridiplantae; Streptophyta; Magnoliopsida; Asparagales; Orchidaceae
Exons: 2
Source: RefSeq, a predicted model, not a curated record